Messenger RNA from Mirounga angustirostris (Northern elephant seal), 937 nucleotides. RefSeq names its product eukaryotic translation elongation factor 1 beta 2 (gene EEF1B2). The record is from RefSeq and is a predicted model, not a curated record. Gene Ontology annotation, cellular component: cytosol; eukaryotic translation elongation factor 1 complex. Gene Ontology annotation, molecular function: translation elongation factor activity; guanyl-nucleotide exchange factor activity. Bases 202 to 891 code for a protein of 229 amino acids. Gene Ontology annotation, biological process: translational elongation. Lineage: Eukaryota; Metazoa; Chordata; Mammalia; Carnivora; Phocidae. The transcript has 7 exons.
CGGGGGCGGGGGCGGGGAGACCGUUUGGAACCGCAGUUCCGCCGGAAGUGGUCAGGCGCCUGAAGCUGAGCGUCUUCGGUCAUCUCCGGCGCUUCGAGGGGCGGUUCUUGUAGUGUUCCAGAGCCGUGGAGCGCUAGGCGCCGACUACCUCCGCUCGUCUUUUCCUUCGCUGCCCCCCGGUUCCUGGGAUCAGCCGACGGCAUGGGUUUUGGAGACCUGAAAAGCCCCGCCGGUCUCCAGGUGCUCAACGACUACCUAGCGGACAGGAGCUACAUCGAGGGGUAUGUGCCGUCACAAGCAGACGUGGCAGUAUUUGAGGCAGUCUCCGGCCCCCCACCUGCCGACUUGUAUCAUGCCCUCCGUUGGUAUAAUCACAUCAAGUCUUAUGAAAAGGAGAAGGCCAGUUUUUUUUCAAGCCUUCCAGGAGUGAAGAAAGCUUUGGGCAAGUAUGGCCCUGCUAAUGUGGAAGACACCACAGGAAGUGGAGCUACAGAUAGUAAAGAUGAUGAUGACAUUGAUCUCUUUGGAUCUGAUGAUGAGGAGGAAAGUGAAGAAGCGAAGAGGCUAAGAGAGGAACGCCUUGCACAGUAUGAGUCAAAGAAAGCCAAAAAACCUGCACUUGUUGCCAAGUCUUCCAUAUUACUAGAUGUGAAACCUUGGGACGAUGAGACAGAUAUGGCAAAACUAGAGGAGUGUGUCCGAAGCAUUCAGGCAGACGGCUUGGUCUGGGGCUCUUCUAAACUAGUUCCAGUGGGAUAUGGAAUUAAAAAACUUCAAAUACAGUGUGUAGUGGAAGAUGAUAAAGUUGGAACAGAUAUGCUGGAGGAGCGGAUCACUGCUUUUGAGGACUAUGUGCAGUCCAUGGACGUGGCUGCUUUUAAUAAGAUCUAAUAUCUACAUCAUAGAUCAUUGCCCUUAAAUAAAAGCUUAAAAGACA